UGGAAAACGCCUGAGCCAGUUGUCUUAAACAUUCUCCACGUGCCAACCACCCGCCGGUUCUCCACACCGAGACCCAAGAAAUUCGAGCGCUCUCGCUCACUCUUCACCUCCUCCUCCAAUCUCUCCACUCUCUCCAAUGGCCGCCGCCUGCAACCUCGGAAACAUAAACUAGAUGACUAUUGAGCCCACAACCAGCAGUAAUGCCACCAAAAUCGCCGAGCUCGAGGUCGCCAACCUCGUCGCUCGGCAAGAGGUCGAGAAAUGGUGUAGAAACUGCUCAGCCCUCGAGGAGAAAGUUGCGAGGUUAGAAAGAGGACUGGAGUGUUUUAAGAGAAAGAGGGAUGAGAGAUCAAGAUAGGAUUAAAAGUUUAGUAGAGGAUUUGGGGAGGAAAGAUAGGGACUUUAGAGAGAAGUUUGUAGAGGUUGUUGGGUGGAGGAGGAAGUGUGAAGAGCUCGAGGGUGAGAUCUCUGGGCUUAAAGAGAAUGCAGAGAAGGUGUCUGAUAAAAUGCCCAAGAGAAGAAAAGGGAAUAGACUAGUGACUCCAGAGCAAAAGAGGAGUUGGGAGCUUGUAGUUCCCGAUAGUGAGAAUGAGGGUGAGGGUGAUGAUGGGGUUUUAUUAAAGAAAUUGCAGAAGAAGAGGGUUAGGGAAGUGGGUGAUGAGACCGAUAAGGGCGAUGAGAGCGAGGGGUCGAGUGAAGGAGACACCGAGGUGGAUGAAGUGCAAACUCUUUCAAUGCCUAUAAAUAUCAUGGAAGAGGUCCGACGCUUUUGGAUUUGGCUAACGUUUCUCUAUUGAUUUAUUUGAUUUGAUGCAAUUAAUUAAUCAUUUAGUUUAUUCCAUAACUAGGAUUUUGAAAAUAACUGUCACCAUUCAUAGUUGAUGUGCAGAUCUUCUAAGGAGGAGAAAGUGGUUUGAGGCUUUAGGAUUUGAUUAAUGUUUUUUCUAUUAAUUCAUUGAUUUUCAAUUAGUUAGUCAUUUAGUUUGUUUCAUAACUAGGUUUUUUGAAAAUAAUUCUCGUAAUUCAUAAUUGAUGUGUAAAAAUCU
Asparagus officinalis (garden asparagus) is the source of this 1046-nucleotide messenger RNA. RefSeq lists its product as uncharacterized. The record is from RefSeq and is a predicted model, not a curated record. The transcript has 2 exons. The coding region runs from base 342 to 797 and encodes 151 amino acids. NCBI's taxonomy places the organism in Eukaryota, Viridiplantae, Streptophyta, Magnoliopsida, Asparagales, Asparagaceae.